Volvox carteri f. nagariensis is the source of this 1576-nucleotide messenger RNA. RefSeq names its product histone H2B (gene hstH2B-15). Lineage: Eukaryota; Viridiplantae; Chlorophyta; Chlorophyceae; Chlamydomonadales; Volvocaceae. The record is from RefSeq and is a predicted model, not a curated record. The coding region runs from base 62 to 544 and encodes 160 amino acids. Gene Ontology annotation, molecular function: protein heterodimerization activity; DNA binding; structural constituent of chromatin. Gene Ontology annotation, cellular component: nucleosome. The transcript has a single exon. Gene Ontology annotation, biological process: nucleosome assembly.
CUUCUCAAGGGUUGUGAAAACACUAUUCUUGCAGUAGUCCUCGAGUUUCUCAGAUCUCGUCAUGGCUCCUAAGGGAAAGAAAGCUGAUGCUGCUGGCGCUGAGGCAAAACCGGACCCCUCAGAGCUAAAGGCAGAGCCUGUUUCUGAGGGCAAGGCGGACGCUAAGCCCAAGAAGGAAAAGAAGGCGGCAGGGAAGAAGGCCGCCAAGGACUCCGGGGCUGGCGAGGAGGUCGAGAAGAAGGGCAAAAAGAAGGCCAAGGUGGCAAAGAGUGAAACUUAUAAGCUCUACAUCUACAAGGUCCUGAAGCAGGUACACCCCGACACGGGCAUCAGCUCCAAGGCCAUGAGCAUUAUGAACAGUUUCAUCAACGAUAUCUUCGAGAAGGUCGCCACGGAGGCUUCACGCCUGAGCCGCUACAAUAAGAAGCCCACUGUGACGUCACGCGAGAUUCAGACGGCGGUGCGCUUGGUGCUGCCGGGCGAGCUGGCCAAGCACGCGGUAUCGGAAGGUACCAAGGCUGUCACCAAGUUCACUGCGUCGUAGAUGCACGGGUUGCAACCCUGCUUAUGUACUCAAAUGUAUUGUUUGCACGGUGUUCCUCGACACCACCGAAGGGGGUCGCUGGAGAAACCACCGGGCUGCUAGGGUGUAGGUCUAGUGUCAGUGUAGCGGCUUCGCGGUUCCGUGCUAUGUGCCUUGGACAGUUGCAUGUUUAGUGCACAUGCCCAUGGCGGGGUGCAGCAUGUGGCCUGAAGUACUGGCGGGCAGGCUUGUAGAGCAGCUGUUGUGUUUAGGAGUUUUCAUAGGGGUCUUGUACUGUUGUCAUGAUAUGGGUACCUAGGUACCAUGCGGAGGUUAGUGUUUUGGCGCGGCCGACAGGUGUUUAGCUGAUGAUUACGUUAACAAACCGAUGAACUUUCCCUGGAGAACGCUGAGCCUAAGGCACGUGAAUGUGCCGCGUCCUCGCGCAAUCUUAACGUGAGGGAAUAUUUGAGGAGGAGCGGUUGAAGCAGCGAUGGGCGGUUAAAAAUGCCAGGGGGAAUUUAUUGGACAGCAUUUGCGAUAUGUCUAACGCGGGUUAGCGGAAUACAAGCACUAGAUGGACCCUCCGUUCCAGCGUUCGGAUACCAUCAGGGGGCUGCCGCAAGUCUAUUUCGUUUAAGAAUCAGUACAGUUGUAGGAGCGGUGCAAUUCGAUGGGACACCACCGAUGGUUAGCUUGGGCGCUGGCGUGUGCCUGGUGGUCGUCGAGUGUCCUUUUCCCUCGAUGGGAUUCUAGGCAUGCGUCAGUAGCCAGUGCGCAAGGCAUGUCUGAUGGCAUGAUUGGUGGUCAACGUUUUUUGACUAAAACGGUUAGCCAUACCGCCACGGCGUUAUCCGGCCGUGCAUGCAAUUGUAUACUCAACUACUUUCCGCUAUGGGUAUUUGGGGUUCAUUUCAUACUAAUCGAGGAAGAUCCGUGAGCCCCCGGAGACUGGUUGCGUGCCUCAUAAGGGAGCUAAUCUAGCCAUCAAUUUACUGGGUUAUCGGUGUUAGCGCCCUGUACAUCCUUGUUAUAUCACGCUGUCCUGCACGU